GAAAACUCACGUGAGGUGAUAUCUUGUUUCGUUGUCAUCUUAGUAGUAAGGUGAGUUUGUUAGUGAAUGAAUGUUGCCAAGGCUCUGCGUUGACACAAAUAUGGUGAAGAUCUUUAUUGGAAACCUCCCUGACGAGGUCGAGAAGGAUGAGAUCGAGGCUCUGUUUACUCAACAUGGCACAGUGACAGAAUGUGCAAAGUUCAAAAACUAUGCCUUCGUCCACAUGGAUGACCGUAAGUCUGCCACCAAAGCCAUCCGCAGCCUGCACCUCUCAAAGCUUCAUGGCAGGCCAAUCAAUGUGGAGCCAAGCAGGGGAAAGAACCAGGGUCCGGUGAAACUUCACGUGGCUAACGUGGAGAAAGGCGAUGAAGAUGCGCUCAGCACCUUGUUUGAGGAGUAUGGCACAGUCACAGAAUGUGUUGUUGUCAAAAACUUUGCUUUUGUCCACAUGUCCAACUCCGAUGAGGCCAAGGAUGCCAUACAGGGAUUAGACAACUCUGACUACCAAGACAUCUUAACGUUCAGUUAUCAAAAAGACGUCCCAGACGGGAGGAAGAGGAUUACGGCCCCCCACCAAAUAGUGGUGCAUACUGGCCAGCACCUCAUGGCUACCCUGUGGACAGGGGGCAGCCUGAACCCCCUCAUUACAGAGGUCGCAUGUCAGGGGGGUACCCUGGCCUCCCUUCAUCACCUUCCCCUAGAUGAGCCCCAUACCCACCCGAGCGUGCCUAUGAGAGGGAAAGCUACGCGGUGGUGGAUUACUAUGAGAAGUACAGAGCUCGCCCUGCCCCUUACGGUGGCUUCUCAGGCUAUGGAGAUGAGAGGCGCGUUGGCUCCAUACCCCCACCACCACCCCCUUCUGUCAUGGUUAGGGCGCGCCUUGCGGCCUCCUCUCUCGACCCGUAUGAGCGUCACCCCCUCCCACCUCUGUCCUACUACGCCCGUGACCGCAGUCCCAUCAGGAGACCCUCUCCUCCCUCCAUGCCCCGCAUGGGUAACGGCUACUCCUAUGAACGCUUCCGGCUCUCUCCUCUGUCCAGGCCUGCAAUGUACAACCUACCACGUACCAGGGACCCCUACGCUGACAGGGUCCCUCCACUGCCUCCUGCACGCUACUCUUACUGAACGCUCACUGGUGUUUGACUCAAGGCCUCGUGUUCGUUCCUUGCAUAAGAGGUUGUGCUAUGCACACGUCCUCGAUGUGAGCACAGGAGAGGGCAUCCCGGGUGCGGCCCUUUGGUCUGGGGUGGUUCAGAGACGUCUAGAGAAAUUACAAGGUUUCUCCAUUGUCCUGGGCCAAGAGGUCAUCAUAGCAACAUUUCGCCAGGACUGUCCGACCUCUCGUCUGCGAGACUACGAUGACAUUCCCACACCGCGGAUCCUCCAUCUGUCACUCCUGAAGCCUGUUGACAUCACAGCCUCCUUGGAUACUGUGCUGCUGUGUCUCUGUGUACAGCCCUGUAUACUGGGAAUGAGAUGUGCUGCCUCUAACCCAGCUGGACCUUCUCCAGAAGAACAGCUCCCACUCUCUGGAUCUCUCACAUAGGAGAAACGGCUACCUCAUCCACCAGGCCUCUCUGUCCGACUCUGGAGUCUACCGCUGUUUCCAGGAGGGGCGGCUGAGAGGGGGUUACCUCCUGCAGGUAGAUGAGCACGAACGCAUUCAGGCCCAAGUCGCGCUGGGCCAUACUGGCUUCAGAGCUAGUUGCCCUGUCUCUCUUCUCCUUCUCUGCCUUCAUAGUUCUAUUUCUGGUUAAAUUUGCCAGGCAAGCGAGUGGGAGAGGGGUUGAAAGUCACCUAGGGAUAGGGGACCUCGCCAAUAUGUCUUCACCGACUUCAAGUCCGUUCAUUUGAAGUUACUAUGGCCUAUUGUGAUUCAGCUAGGCACACAAUGAAUAAAUAUGAGUGUGAGAAGAUAUGAACAAUUGAAAUGUUACAUUGUUUGACUGGUUCACUAACUUCAGCUCCAAGAUAGAGAAAAUAGGGGUCAUAUCUCACAUGCAGGUAGACUAAAACAUAUACAGGUAUAGGCAGUUUUUCAGAAUGUGCCUUUGUUCCUCACAGGUAAAAUGUGUUGCUUGUACUUGCCAAAGCCUUUAACAUGAUAAUCAAAUAAAACAGUUUAAUUAUUAUAAUCAACAUUUAGAAAACGGUGACAAAACAAUAUCCUUCCCCCACCCUAACCUUGUCCUUCAUUGAAUUCUGAUACUUGCUCUUAUUUGGGUAUCAUGGAAAAGGGUAAUAUUCACAAGCUUUAGUUUCACAUUUAAAAAAAAUAUAACGUAACAGUCUGAAUAAUACUUGAGUGGGUUGUAAGGUAGAAUAUUAAAACAUUUGAGGUACUGAUAGCUUGGCGCCACAUAGUCAACAUUUUGAUUUAAGCUUUCAGAAUGUUUAACAUCAGCAUUUUUCAAGAAAACUGCUUCUAGUUAAAGAGAAAAGAAUACAAUAUAAUCAAAAUAAUAUGGCUGUUAUUGUAGUAAAACUAAUCUAUGAAAAACUCAAUGCACGAUUGCCUCACUGGGUCCUCAGCCUAGUGCUUGUGUCCAGAGGCAAUAUGCGGUGUGUGUGUGUGUGUGUGUGUGUAUAUAUAGAGGCCUGCAGGGGGUGGUAGAGCUGGAUCUGGAGGAAGGUCAUCAACUCCUUGGUUUCCACGGUGUGAGACACCAUGAUGGGUCUAAUGAUGGCUGAUGCAAUUGAAGGGAUGUUGUCUUUCACUUUCAGGUUCACUUGGUCUAAGAGAAAACAGAGAGGAAUAUUCAAUUGAUUACUUUUUGUUAUUCUGGCACUAAAUAAAUUAAUACUGGACAGAAUAACAGCGCAGAUAGGAUGUCAGUGAUGCAAUGAAAAACAAUUUCUUCAUAGGGACAAUGUUCAGGGUAUUUCCUUAAAGCAGUACAAAAUUAAGGUGCUUUUGAUAUUUGCUUUAACAUUUUUAGUUAUGAGACAUGUCAGAAUUGCAUCAUUCCACACACUCAGCCUCAGUCAGCAUUUCCUCAAACGUUCACUGGUUGAAAGUCAUUCCACUGUGCUUUGAAUGUAGCCUUUUUCAUAGAGGUGUUCAUGUUACAUAUCAUAAUCUGCAAAUGUUGUAAGCACUAACAAGACUAGCUUAGUUUAAGAUUUUACUAAACCAUUCUGAAUGUUCACUUCCAAAGUUUUAUAUCUAUCUUACCUGUAAAGUUGGGUAAGCUGACCGAGGUAAAGACAGAUUAAGGUUGGAUAUUUGACGGAUAUUCACCUGUAGUUUUCCUUACGUCCACCAACAGCAGUGAGGGACCGUCAACAUAGUGACAAAUCUAAUUCUUCUCAUUUCAAUAGCUCUUUAACCAUUACUCCUAAAACUUUCAAACCUGGUUCUAGCUAAGCCGAUGGCAGAGACGCAUUGUACACACUAUUGUUUUGUCGAUUUACAUCUCGCACUAUUUUAAAUUAUAGAAAUAGAAUUUCAAUAGCUCCUUGGUCAUGUGACCUACUGACUUCAAACAGGGUUCAGAAUGUAUACUCAGUGGCCCUACACAUUGCACAUCCUUUAGUUAGUCCAUUUUCAUCUCACACGUUUUUACAUGAAUUACAUUUUUUUCAAUGUUUCUCAUUUCAAUUUCUCCUUGGUAAUGUGACCUACUGACCUCAAACAAGGUUCAGAAUGUCCACUGACUACCCAUAUAUAUUGCACACCCUUUAGUUUGUCCAUUUUCAUCUCACACGAUUAUACAUGAAUUUUGUAAACAUUAUAAUUUCAAUAGCUCUUUGGUCACUCACACACACGUUCACUUGGGCCUUCUCCCUGGGGCCUUCAUGACCUCCAGGCAGGCACUCUGACUCCUGGCCUCUAGGCCUACACUCCCUGCCUGCCUGCCCUCUCCCUGGGCCUGAGAGUAUAUAGCUUACUCCCUGGAACUACAGACCUCCAGGCCUCCACACCUACUUUCCCUCCCCGGUCAACACCCCUCUCACUUGGCCUUAGAGUGUAGCUUACUCCCUGGAAUUACUAAGAUGUCUACAGUCCCGCUGUCAGGAACCACGUGCACAAAGCCUGUAACGGGUUACCAGUUGCAUGUGGUUCCUGACAGCGGGACUGUAGACGUCUAAUUCGAAACAGGCUCUGUGCACUUGGUAACCCGCCUGCUUUUUUCUGCUCAGAGAGUAAGUAUCCAACCCAACCUCCACCGCCUGAGUGCUGCCCCCAGCCCCUGCUCGGAGUCUGAGUGCCCCCGGCCUUGGGAGGCACUCACCUGCCAGAAGAGGCUAUCCUGGUGGCCGAGGCCUCCUACUUAUUCUACACCUCAUGUCUCUUCACAGUGCCAGACUAGAGUCAAGCUCAACAGGGUCUUUCCCCGCUGAUUCCGUCAAGCCCGUUCCCUUGGCUGUGAUUUCGCUAGACAGUAGGUAGGGACUGUGGGAAUCUCAUUCAUCCAUUCAUGCGUGUCACUAAUUAGAUGACGAGGCAUUUGGCAACCUCGACUCUUAAUUAUGUCCCGCAGUUUACCCCCGCUUCAUCGAAUUUUCUCACAAACCACCCCGGUGGCGGUUUGAGUGCGACUGUGGAGGGUAGCAUGCUACAGUCAUAUCAUCAAAUUGACAUCCAUUCGAGUCAUGGCCGUUGGUAUCAUCAGAGGCUUUUGUCUUACAAACUGCACAUCAGUCGCCGCUACUAACCUUCAGCAGACUUUAACUGGGUUUUUACACCCAAUCGACAUCAAGAGCCAGUGCAAUGCUUAUAGGCUUGAGAACCAAAUACCCCUCGCAGUAUCUAUUGGCACCAUUGACCGGGUGUCGGAAGAAGCAACAGAAAAUAAUCAUCCCCUUUCAAUCGUUUGCUUUCCCAGUCAGCCCUCCGGGACAGAGCCAUAGGAACCACCUUUACCAGCGCUUCAUUGAUAUUCCUCACUUUGACAUGAGGGGGUCAGUCACCCCACGGGUGAUUUGAGUGUGACCGCGACAGGUGGGUACGCUCCUUUUUGAAUUUCAUCAAGUUGACAUUCAGUGAUCCUUGCCCAGUGGGAACCUAGGCUUCUUCUGUCUGUUUUAUGGUUCUGCAGCAAAUCAAUGGGCGUGGAUGGUACUACCCACAUCAGAUCUAGGCCUCCCUCCCCAGACAAAUUCCCCGGCCCGACCGACCCUGCCAUUAGAGCCAAUCCUUAUCCCGGAUCUUUUUUGCCAACUUCCCUUACCUACAUUGUUAUAACGUGCCAGAGGCUGUUCACCUUGGGAGACCUGCUGCGGAUAUGGGUACGGCCCGGCAUGAGAUUUACCCUCUCCUCCGGAUUUUCAAGGGCCAGGGAGAGCUCACCGGACGACGCCGAAACCACAAUGAUUUCCAAGGCCCCUCUCUCGGGGCGAACCCAUUUCAGGGUGCCCUGCCCUUCACAAAGAAAAUAGAAAACUCCCUGGGGCUCCCACCAGCUUCUCCGGGAUCGUUCGCGUUACCGUACUGGAUGCCUCGCGGCGCUGAUCUCCGCCAGUCCAUGGACAUUCUGAAAGUAGUUUGAGGUCAGUAGGUCACAUGACCAAGGAGCUAUUGAAAUGUUAAAAGUUAGUAAAAUCAUGUGAGAUAAAAAUGGAAAAACAAGGGUGUGCAAUAUGAAGGAAGUCAGUGGACAUUCUGAACCUUGUUUGAAGUCAGGUCACAUGACCGAGCAAUUGAAAUUUGAAUGUAAAAAGUGCCCUUUUGUUUACGCUCCCUAACUAAUUCAACUAGGAAUACAAAAUGCUGCUCACAUUUCCACAUGUUUAUUAGCUUUGGAAAGCAAAUGAAUGUCCAAAUUGUGAGAAUAAGACCUGUGCAAUGUUGUGCGCAAUAUUUCCAACAUCAUGACACUUACUUGGUGUCUGUGGCUCAAGUGGAUUGAGGUUUGAAAGAGUGAAUAUCCAACUUGAAAUGGUCUUUAUCUCAGUGGUAAGAAUAAUUGUUUUUCCCGCAGUGUCUCAAAAGGUCAGGCUCCAGUAAAACUGUGUCCGACGAUUGACUUGCUUUGUCUACUUGAACGGGUACAACGAAUUGUCUACUGACACGCCAAGUUGUGUGCCAACUAUAACGAGUGUUGGAGGAAACUGGCCAGCAAAAAAACGGUGAAAGGACGAUCGUUACGUCAGCCAGCAGCACCCGAAAUAGCACCCCCAGUGGCAGACUGCUGUUUUUUUUAUUUAAAUGUUUUAUUUUUUUAACAAACAAAAGAGGAAUAGUCACAUGCAUACAAACAAACUAUUUACAUUGCCAGGAAUCCUAAACAAACAAAUCAUAUUCAUUAAUAAUACUACAAGUUUUAAUUGCCUUUUUGUUUUUCAUUUUAGUUAGUGUUGCCAUAUUGUUUAAACUCGUUUAUAAAGUGAAAAAGGUUAGGUUUUGAAUUAGACCAUUUGCAUUUGAGAAUAUGAAAUUGACCUAGUAUUAUUAGCAGUUGAAUUAAAUAUACUAUAUCUUUAUCUGUCAGAAUUUCUGAAAUAAAUCAUAUCAAAACCAUUAUAGUACAA
Molecule: messenger RNA, 6474 nt
Organism: Salmo salar (Atlantic salmon)
Lineage: Eukaryota; Metazoa; Chordata; Actinopteri; Salmoniformes; Salmonidae
Product: RNA-binding protein 4B
Cellular component (GO): nucleus
Molecular function (GO): mRNA binding
Source: RefSeq, a predicted model, not a curated record